Cetraspora pellucida is the source of this 294-nucleotide messenger RNA. The record is from the annotation of a GenBank genome assembly. NCBI's taxonomy places the organism in Eukaryota, Fungi, Glomeromycota, Glomeromycetes, Diversisporales, Gigasporaceae.
AUGCCAGAAGUUAUAAAAUUAUCAACCACAGUAAAUAAAAAGUUUGACGAUAUUCUACGCCGUCAUGCUUACAUUAUGAGAUUGAACCAGAACGAAGUUUUAGAACUCUACCAACAAGCCUACCUUGAAAAAGUGGAACACGAGAAACUAGACAAACGCCUAAAUAAGGAACUCCGGGAAAAAGGCCAAGUCAAAUACGACAGCGAAAAAUUAAAAAGCCUUUUAGAGAAGGGAGAAAUAAAUUACUCCGUAAUUUAUGACGACAUUUUAAUUGAUAAUGAGGAGGAAGUUUGA